Schistocerca cancellata (South American locust) is the source of this 1753-nucleotide messenger RNA. Its product is annotated as regulation of nuclear pre-mRNA domain-containing protein 1B. Gene Ontology annotation, cellular component: RNA polymerase II, holoenzyme. Gene Ontology annotation, molecular function: RNA polymerase II complex binding. The record is from RefSeq and is a predicted model, not a curated record. The transcript is spliced from 6 exons. NCBI's taxonomy places the organism in Eukaryota, Metazoa, Arthropoda, Insecta, Orthoptera, Acrididae. Gene Ontology annotation, biological process: mRNA 3'-end processing. Bases 76 to 1140 code for a protein of 354 amino acids.
UUGUAUCGUUGGAACAAUAGAGAAGCGAUGUGUUAUUUACGUGCAAAUGGAAAGAUUAUCUAGAACGCGUAUGAAAUGAUGGCUGGCUUUACGGAGUCGGCAUUAUCUAAGAAACUUGCAGACCUGAACAGUUCGCAGCAAAGCAUACAAACUCUCUCCCUGUGGUUAAUUCAUCACCGAAAACACCAUGCCGCAAUUGUGAAAGUAUGGUUCAAAGAUUUUCUAAAAAGCAACGCGAAUAGGAAGCUGACCUUUAUGUAUCUAGCGAAUGAUGUUAUUCAAAAUAGCAAGAGAAAAGGGCCUGAAUUUGGGAAGGAGUUUGGAAGUGUUCUCAAAAAGGCCUUCGAACAUUUUUCUCUUCCUGAAUGUGACGAAAAAACGAUUAGGAACCUCAAUCGAAUACUACAAGUUUGGGAAGAAAGAGGUGUUUAUGACAGCAAGAUGAUAAAAGAAUUCAAGAAAGCUCUGGAACCACCGGACAGAGAGCCAACUCCACCAAAGAAGAAAGUGAAGUUAACACCAAGUUUUGUGCCUGAAGUGGAAAAGCCAACUAAGAAGGAGAAAACAAUAAAAGUAAAAGUUGUACCUAGGGAGCAUAAAAAGUCAGAAACAGAAGUUGAAGUAGAUGGGACUAAAGAGUUACACGUUACCCUAUCACCACAUACACCAUCUGGAGAUCCUCCAGAACCAGAGGAGCUUAUCAAAGCUCUCAUGGAACUAGAGAACUCUGCUUCGAGUGAUGCAGCUGUAAGGGAGAGAAUAGCUAGUCUGCCACCAGAAGUUUCCGAAGUUUCGCUUUUGAAUAAAUUAGAAGAUAAAGCAACAGCGGAGAAACUAGCAGUACAAGUCAAUGAAGCUGUACAGUUACUACUAGAAUAUAACAGUCGCCUUGCAGCUGAAAUGGAAGACAGGAAGAAAGUUUCCUCAAUGAUGAGAGAUUUUAUUCAGGCUCAGAGAGAACUCUAUGCACAAGCUGAACAGAGGUUAGAGGAAUACAAAGAGAAACUACAGAAGGUGUAUGUUGUACGUCAGGAGAUAAAGUCUCACAUUCAGAAUCUCCCAGACUUGACUCAACUGCCGGAUGUGACAGGAGGGCUGGCCCCUCUACCAUCUGCAGGAGAUCUUUUUAGUUUGCACUGACUACUUUUUUUUUUUCAUUCAAGAAGACUGCUAUGUAUAUAGAUCAUGUAUAUAGAAAAUUACCAAAUAUUGUUAUAUGCUUUUACAUGUGUUCUCUUGAAGCUGCAUUUUUCUUUUGUUUUUGUUUUUUUAAAAAAUAUAUAUAAUAGACACUGAACAUAAUGCUUGUCAACUAUGUUUCAAGAGUAUGUAGCAUUUAAUUAUCACAGUUUCAUGUGUUAGCUGUCUCUGGUGGAGCACUUUGGAACAUUACAAAGUAGCUUUCAUUGUGAAGCACCAAUUUUUAUUUUAUUUUUGUUGUUUGUUAAGAAAAACACCUUGCUUGCAAUCCAGUUGCCUGUUUGUUCAUGCAAGUAGCAUGAAUAUGUUUCGAUCAUGUAGAUAAAAAGCCAGUAACCCUCCCUACUCACGAUGAUUGUUGUUGUAUACUGAAAUGUGUUAGUAAAUUUAUUGUUGACCAAUCUGAUUUAUUGCUGUUAUUACCUAAAAAUUAACUCAAGUUCAAAUUUUCUUUUAUUUAUCUUUUCACAUGUCUAAAACAGAAGGUCACAUUCUUAGUAAUGACAGCUGAUAUUAAACAGAAAAGUAACCCCCCCCCCCCCAAUAUCGCCCC